Molecule: messenger RNA, 995 nt
Organism: Sinocyclocheilus rhinocerous
Lineage: Eukaryota; Metazoa; Chordata; Actinopteri; Cypriniformes; Cyprinidae
Gene: tmem150b
Product: transmembrane protein 150B
Exons: 5
Coding region: 78-671 (197 amino acids)
Cellular component (GO): plasma membrane
Source: RefSeq, a predicted model, not a curated record
GUGUGUCUGUAAGAUGUUCCAGAGCUAGAAAGGCAUAAUAAAUGGAUGUGAAUUUGAAAAUAUGACAUUGAAAAUCAAUGAAUAUUGUUUCCUCCAGCACAUGUGGCUCAUACAACCCCCAGAGCUGCCUGUUUUCUCAGAUCUGCAACAUAUGCUGUGUGUUGGCUUUGUGGAUUGUCACAAUCAGAUUUCAGCAGGUCCGUGAUUUGGGUUCUGGGUCUCAUUUAAACACGGCCGGUUUGGUGCUUGGCUUCAUCUCUAGCAUUGGGAUUUCCAUUCUAGGAAACUUCCAGCAAUCUGUAGUGAUGGGGGUUCAUCUGUUUGGGGCGCUCAUGGCCUUCGUCCUGGGUUUGGUUUAUUUCUGGAUCCAGGCGUGGCUUUCGUACUACAGCUCGCCGUCACAUGACCGCAAGUGGGUGGUGCCAGUGCGCAUCGUCCUCUGCAGCCUGUGUACUUGUUUGGUCAUCUGCAUGUUUGUUCUCUAUAAAACAGGGUUUCGCUCUGAAGCUGCCAUAUGUGAGUGGGCUCUGGUCAUGUGUUGUUUUGCGCUCUUUGCGAUUUUUGCAGCAGAAUUCAGACACAUUGACUGCCACAAGCUCACUGUACAGAACAAGGAAAGGAAAAGCAGCAGUGACGCUAAUGGUGUGUGGACAAUACAGGAGAUUCACUGAGGAGCAGCUGGCAAGUUGUGGCUGUGUGGUAAUCAGACAGAUACGUACAAGUUGAACAAACUCGCUAUUUAAUGUGGAGACAAUGAACUAUAAUCUGCACAACUCUGCUAAAUGCACUGAAACACACAUAAAACACCGUUCAAAUCCACAUUUUACAAUAUAAAUUAUAUGUUGCAGAAAUGCUAUGCUGAAUUCAUGAGCAUAUUGUUUACUUAACAUUUACAUGAUGUUAAAUUAUAGUUUAUAAUUAAAAGUGUGUUUCAUCAGUGUAGUUUUCCAGUAGACUAUCUCAGUGAACAAACAAUUAUGCUUCAUCCUGGAUCU